ACACACACGCACACACAUACCAGCAGGAGGUUGCGCGCCUUGCCGCUCCAUGGUGCUGACCGUGUGGCCCAGGGAUGGUGGAGACGCUCAGCAUCGCUGUCAUCGGAGCUCCCGGGGUGGGGAAAACUUCCAUCAUCCGCCAGUUUGUCUACAAUGACUUCUCGGAGGUGUACACGCCCACCAGGACGAGGUUCGUGUACCGACCCUCCGUCAUACUCAACGGCAACAUGUACGAGCUGAAGAUCCUGGACGUCCCGCCUAUGACUUCCUUCCCGUCCAGCUCCAGUCAGGAGUGGCUGGACCUGCGGUGCCGAGGCGUCCGGAACGCCAACGCCUACAUCCUGGUCUACGACAUCUGCUGCGUGGACAGCUUUGAGUACGUCAAGAUGAUCCGGCAGCAGAUCGUGGAGAACAGAGAGGGCAGCAGCAGCAGUAGCAGCAGCAGUGAGGUCCCCAUCCUGGUGGUGGGCAGCAAGCGGGACCUCCAGAGGCAGCGCUUCACCCCGCGCCGCGCCGUCUCCGUGCUGGUGAAGAAGACGUGGAAGUGCGGCUACGUGGAGUGCUCGGCCAAGUUCAACUGGCACGUGGUGCUGCUGUUCAAAGAGCUGCUUGGCAGCGCCGUGGCCCGCGGCAUGCGGCAGAACCACACCUCCAUCCGCCUGCAGGGGGCGCUGCAGAGGAACCGCUGCACGCUCAUGUGACGCCCGCGUGAGGCAACUCCUCCAAACUCCUCCUCCUCUAUCCUCGCUUCCUCACCAGCUCCCUGCUCCGGCUCCUCCUCUGGAGCAGAGGUGAUGCUGGGGGUGGAGCAGACAUCGGGGUAGUGAACCCGGGAGUUUCCUACUUUAACAAACCCUUUUCUCUUUCCUAAUGCGGUUAAAAGGCCGUAAGACAUCAAAGACCCAAUGUGGGAAAUUCUGAUUCUGCCAAAUAUUCUCAUGGAAGAGAUAGAAGAGAGAUGGCUGGAUGAUCCUUCCUGAACACCUCCGUAACAUUUUUCCCAUUAUCAGCCAGUGACUGCGUUCCAGGCAGAUACCGCUAUGCUUCCAAGCAUCCCCAACUGCACCAGGUCCACGUUUAAAUGUAUGGUCGGAUUCUAUGUUUUUGAGCAAGGAAGAAGCAGCAAUAUUAUAAAGUCUUCCGUUCCAAAUGCAUUUGUCAGUAGUUCAGUCGGGUCGACCAGACUGACUUCAGCCUAGCCUACACGUGUCUCUCCAGCAGUGUUGGGAGGGAGAGGUCCACACAGCACAUGGAGGGAAGGUACCAGGAGACACCACAUGAAUGGAUGACCAGGAGACACCACCACAUGGAGGGAUGGACCAGGAGACACCACAUAGAGGGAUGGACCAGGAGACACCACCACAUGGAGGGAUGACCAGGAGACACCACAUGGGGGGAUGGACCAGGAGACACCACCACAUGGAGGGAAGGACCAGGAGACACCACAUAGAUUGAUGGACCAGGAGACACCACCACAUAGAGGGAUGGACCAGGAGACACCACCACUUGGAGGGAUGACCAGGAGACACCACCACAUGGAGGGAAGGACCAGGAGACACCACCACAUGGAGGGAAGGACCAGAAGACACCACCACAUGGAGGGAUGGAGAAGGAUACACCACCAGAUGGAGGGAAGGACCAGGAGACACCACCACAUGGAGGGAUGGAGGAGGAUACACCACCACAUGGCUAGAUGGACCAGGAGAUAACACAUGAUCCGGAGCUCAGAUGUUGUGCUGUUGUUCAGUUAAGACUUUCUGACUGAAAAAAGAGUAGAACUAGAUAGAGUAGACGCUGUCAUUUGUCGAUUUUAGCUUAUCAAACACUUUGCUGUCCAGCCUGGAGACACCAUCUAUCCCCUGGUCCAUCCCCUCUGCUGUCAGCCUGGAGACACCAUCUAUCCCCUGGUCCAUCCCCUCUGCUGUCAGCCUGGAGACACCAUCUAUCCCCUGGUCCAUCCCCUCUAAGUCUCAUGACCUCGCCCCUCCAUCGAGGCGAGUAGCAGCGGGGUGUGACUCCCCAUUGGAUGAGAGAGAAGGCUCACUCCUGUACAUAAGACCCGUAGGAUCCUUGAUUUGCAUGCUUUAGAGCCGACGGGUCAAGGUCAAAGUGCACUGAUGAAGACGUGUUGUUGUUUCAUUUACUAAUACAUGUUUGGAGAUGUUAUACAUGAAUGGUGUGGUUGUGAUGAAAACCGGGCACGUAAGAGCAGAUUUCACUCAAACAGAAACAUGAGUUAUCUAGCAACAAAAGAAGAGAUAUGUAGCAGAGAUAAAAACAGAGAGCAACCACGUGUAGCAUGAGGUGUCAGUGUUUUGACCGUGUGAAAGUCUUCAAAUAUAAAAGGGCUACCGUUUUUUUAUCCAAAAAAUUGCUAGUAUUUAUUUUUACUGUGUUAGUACUGUGCUGGUAUUUUUUUCUUGACAAUUUGUUUAUUAA
Molecule: messenger RNA, 2439 nt
Organism: Gadus chalcogrammus (walleye pollock)
Lineage: Eukaryota; Metazoa; Chordata; Actinopteri; Gadiformes; Gadidae
Gene: rasl10a
Product: RAS-like, family 10, member A
Exons: 3
Coding region: 75-701 (208 amino acids)
Molecular function (GO): GTP binding; GTPase activity
Source: RefSeq, a predicted model, not a curated record